CCCCUUUUGCUGCCUUGCUAAAAAGUGGAAAACUUCGUUCUAAUAGUGGUGGCAUUUUCUGUAAUUGAUGCAAGGGCAAGGGCUAAAAGUCAGAGCUUCCAUUGUGUCGUUUGAAAAAAAUAGGUAUGCGACCGCGUGGGUACUCGAACUACCACAAACGUUCUUCUGCCGCUUCUUCCUUCCGGAAAGGUUUCGUCUUUUUGGCGCCAGUUUCAUGCCAAUCAGUGUGGUGGAGGCUGGAGCUUUGUGUUCUUUCUUGGAACUUAUGAGGGAUUUGGAAGCCGCAGCUGUAUAGCGAACUGAAGGUGCUCGAGUUCGCUGGCUGUGUUCCCGUAUGUCUAAAACCCUGCUCUCUCGCAUUAGACCGCUUCACCACCCAAAACCCAUUCAGCGGUCUUCUUCUCCGCUUCCAUUGACGAGCAACUUCAGAAUCCUAGUCUACGAUGUGCUGCGAAUCCUCAAAACAGAGCCACGAUGGGAGGAGUCCCUUGAUUCCCUCUUCGUGUCGACGGAAACCGAAGUUUCGGAGGUAGCACACUUCGUGUUCGAUAAAAUUCGUGAACCAGACUUGGGUUUGAAGUUCUUUGAUUGGGCAUCGGCGAAGUCGGAUUGUGGUGGCUUUACUUUGAAUGGGUCCGCUUGUUCUUCGCUUCUGAAACUACUAUCACGGUUUCGGGUGUUUGACGAGGUGGAGAGUUUGUUGGAGACUAUGAAAUGUAAAGGCUUGACCCCUACCCGUGAAGCAUUGAGUGUUGCCAUACAAGCAUAUGCGGAGGCUGGGCUGGUCGACAGGGCUCUUGUACACUACAAUGCUGCAUCAGGUGUUCAUAAUUCUUUCCCUGAUGUUAUUGCUUGCAAUUCAUUGCUAAAUGCAUUAGUGAAAAGUCAUAAGCUCGACAUUGCACGCCGAAUUUAUCAUGACAUGGUUCAGAGAGAUGAUUUUGUGGACAACUAUAGUGUUGGUAUUCUAGUAAUGGGCUUGUGUAAGGAAGGGAAUGUCGAGGAAGCUAAGAAGUUGAUGGAACAAAGCUGGGGCAAGGGUUGCGUCCCACAUAUUGUGUUUUAUAACAUCAUGAUUGAUGGGUACUGCAAAAACGGUGAUAGUGGGAAGGCCAUUAAGCUUUUCGGAGAGUUGAAAUUGAAGGGCUUUUUGCCUACCUUGGAGACAUAUGGAGCUCUGAUUAGUGGACUCUGCAAGGAAGGAGAUUUCGAGGAAAUUGAUAAGCUAUUGGUAGAAAUGAAAGAGAGGGGCUUGAAUGAUAAUGUUCGGCUGCAUAACAAUAUCCUAGAUGCCAGAAUCAAACAUAAUCAUAAGACUGAGGCAUCAAAGACAAUCCGUCGGAUGAUCGACAAUGGUUGUGAGCCAGACAUAGUGACUUAUAACUGUUUGAUCAGUGGUUCAAGUAGGGAUGGGAAGUUUCAAGAAGCCGAGGAACUUCUACAAGAAGCUAUCAAGAAAGGACUCGAGCCAACCCUUACUACGUAUACCUCUCUUGUACAUAUUUACUCUAAACAAGGGAAAUUUGUUAAGGCUUCAGACCUGCUGAUUGAGAUGACAAAGAAAGGCCAUACACCUGAUUUGGUUGCUUACGGAGCUCUGAUUCAUGGGCUGGUUUCCACCGGGGAGGUGGAUGUUGCCUUGGUAGUUCAAGAUACUAUGAGGGCAAAGGGAAUUGUCCCUGACAUGACUGUCUACAAUAUUCUGCUAAGUGGUCUCUGCAAGAAAGGAAGGCUUCCUGCAGCAAAGAUUCUGCUGGCCGAGAUGCUCGAAAAAAAUUUAUUCCCUGAUGCUUUUGUCAAUGCCACUUUGGUUGAUGGGUUCAUUAGAAAUGGCAAACUUGAGGAGGCCAGAAGAAUCUUCGAGCUCACAGCUUCGAAGGGUAUUGAUCCUGGCGUUGUUGGGUAUAAUGCUAUGGUUAAGGGUUAUUGCAAAUUUGGGUUGAUGAAUGAUGCAAUGUUGUUUCUUAAAAAAAUGAUGAGAGGUGAUCAUACUCCAGAUCAAUUCACGUACUCAACCAUCAUAGAUGGGUACAUAAAGCAGAAUGACUUGCAUGGUGCACUCAGGAUCUUUGGCCAGAUGUUGAAAAGGAGAUGCAAACCAAAUGUUGUCACAUACACUUCUCUAAUAAACGGUUUUUGCAGAAGUGGAGAGUCCAAUAUAGCUGAAACAACUUUCGCUGAGAUGGAAUCAUGUGGCUUAGAGCCAAAUGUAGUUACUUACACCACACUCAUCGGAUCCUUCUUUAAGGACGGUAAGCUCAGAAAAGCUUGCUUUUAUUUUGAUCGAAUGUUGUUUCAUAAUUGUGUCCCGAAUGAUUUUACUUUUAAUUAUCUGGUAAAUGGGUUAUCACAUAAUGUGGCCGCAUUAAGAGCUGGGGAAUGCCAGUUACCAGUUGGUGAAGAAAGCCCUCUCUGUCAGCAGGUUUUUGGGUGCAUGAUAUCAGAUGGAUGGGAGCCCAGAGCUGCUGCUUAUAGCUCUGUCAUAUUCUGUCUCUGCCGAUACAGAAUGGUUGAAACUGCAAUAUACCUGUGUGACAGGAUGAGGAUUAAGGGGUUUGUUCCAGAUCCUGUCUCUUUCAUUGCCAUGUUACAUGGACUUUCCUUGGAAAGAAGAUUACCAGAGUGGAAGACAUCAAUACCUUUCAGUAUAAGUGAAAAGGAAGUACGAACAGCCAUCAUGUACUCUCAGAAACUGAACCGAUUCCUACCAACAGGAUUCAUGGCAGACGCUUUGCAUAUUUUGUACAAUUAUUUGGAAGAAGAUCCAGCUCUAUAUUCACAGGGUUAGGUCUCGCCGAGAUACAAGAUUUUGUCCCGACAACCAGAAGCUGCGCUAACAAUCUGGGCCAUACUUGAAGGGAUCAAAACUCCAGAUAUCUUCAUCCCAUACCUCCAACUUGUGCACUAGCUGAGUUUCAUUGAGGAAUCCGUGGCAUAUACUUCUGUGCUUGUAAAUUAACUCUAUCCAGCUUCUGUGCUUGGUCGUGCUGGGUCACCGCUAGCAAGUGGUGCUGGACUUUGAUUUUCCCACCAAAGAAAUUCACAAGUAACGACACUCAUAAGCACACAAAGGAUUCUCUUGUAAGGUAUCCAUCCAGAUGAGUUCCUUAUUGCUAUUCCCAAUCUGUUAAUAGUUGCUGUCUGCAAUUCUAAUGCAUUUACACCCCUCCCUGAUUUCUUUCAAGUUGCAGGCAAUGCAGCUGAAAUUGAAGUAAAGAUCUCCCCGAGAG
Molecule: messenger RNA, 3230 nt
Organism: Linum trigynum
Lineage: Eukaryota; Viridiplantae; Streptophyta; Magnoliopsida; Malpighiales; Linaceae
Source: the annotation of a GenBank genome assembly